This is a messenger RNA of Aspergillus niger, 1017 nucleotides long. RefSeq lists its product as uncharacterized. NCBI's taxonomy places the organism in Eukaryota, Fungi, Ascomycota, Eurotiomycetes, Eurotiales, Aspergillaceae. Gene Ontology annotation, molecular function: dioxygenase activity. The record is from RefSeq and is a predicted model, not a curated record. The coding region runs from base 1 to 1017 and encodes 338 amino acids. The transcript is spliced from 3 exons.
AUGGCUGCCGGAACUGUUGUGACGUUGGACAUGGGAAAGUUUUUCCUUGGGAGUGAGGAAGAACGAGCCCAGUUUGCCCGCGACUUAUUGCAAUGCUUUGCGUCCCAGGGGUUUGUCAAGCUGGUCAACCACGGCGUCCCUGAUCUUGCAAUCGACAAGGCAUUUGAAUGGAACCGAACCUUUUUUGAAUUGCCAGAGGACAUUAAGAAGAAGUAUCCUCAUCCACCCUGUGCCAACCCCAAUCGUGGAUGGGUAAGCCUCGGACAAGAGAAAAGCUCAGCGAUCAAAGACUUCGAGAAAGGAGUUUGCAAGGAGCACAAAGAGGUGUUUGAUGUCAAGGAGUCGUUUGAUAUCGGAAACCCUGAUGACCCAUUGUACGGCAACAUAUGGCCGGAUGAGAGUGAAGUCCCAGGCUUCCGCUCAUUCAUGGAAAUUUUCUAUGAGCUUCUUCACGUGGCUCAUUUGAACAUUUUGAAGGCUCUGGAGAUGGCCCUGAGCACGAAAGACCAGCCAUUCGAGGUGAUCAAGCAUUGCAUGCCCAAUGUCAGCGAGAUGCGGUUAAACUAUUAUCCCAAGGUAGAUAUCCGCGACCUGCGAUCAGGCCACAUGAGCCGGAUUUCCGAGCAUACGGACUUUGGGACCGUCACCUUGCUCUUCCAGGACUCCGUCGGAGGACUGGAAGUUGAGGACCAGUCGAACUUGGGCACCUAUUUCCCUGUGACGUGCGAGAACAAGCAUGUCAUGCUGGUCAAUAUCGGGGAUAGCCUGCAGCGGCUAACGAACGAUUACCUCACAUCGGUCAGUCAUCGCGUGACGCUGCCCAUCUCCGCGCGGGAGCGAGAGGAAGGACAGUUGAAGGAACGCAUGUCUGUCACGUACUUUGCCAAGGUGGCUCGCGAUAACUCCAUCUACCCGUUUGGGCAAUUUGUGACGGAGACCAAUCCGGCCAAGUAUCCCCAUAUGACGGCCUAUGAGUGGAACCAGAUCAAGUUGGAGAAGAUCUACGGAGCUUGCUAG